AUGGGUAAUCAACCUAGUAAAGAUGGGCUAUUAAUUGACAACACAAAUCAAAGGCGCAGUCGACCCUCGAUGAGCAGUGCCAACACGAGUCCUGCAGGAAAUCUGAACAAGCAGGAUUACCAACAGCUGGAGAGUAGUCGCAUUGUGCCUUCAAAAUCCUCGAGAUUACUGCCAAAGAAGCAGCAACAAAAAAAGCAGGCGCAACAACAGCAACAUCAGCCGGUGAUGGUGAGUCCAAUACGACAUCAGCUUGUAUUAACAGACCAUGUUGCGCCGCUUGUGUCUCUUUCAGCAGCAAGCUCAUUUAAUGUGUAUCAGCAACAACGUCGAUCCUCUGCAGCAACAACCACUUACCGAGAAACAAGAAGCAUGUCACCCACAUCGAUUACAAGCGAGGAAGGCGAGCCAAAUACGCCAACUUAUUUGCGAUCCUCCUAUGAUGAAUUUGCUCACUCUUUCAUGAAUGACAUCCACACUCAACACCAUCAACAGCAAAAGAAAUUGUCCAGCUCUCUGCCUGUCAAGUAUUCAGAUGGCUUCAUUAUCAACACAACCACACCCACAUUGUCAACACCACUUCAUUCCUUUGAUCAAAUCAGCCGAAGAAGAGAGAGCAAAGAAGUGUGGGUUUAUGAGUAUGGUGCGGAAAAGGAGCGUGAUAGACAAACAAGACAGCAUUAUGUUUUGAAGCAAGUUUUCAAGAAUAAUCUUCAUGUUCAACUCGUGGAGCCCACUAAAAUACUAGAAAGUGCUUGCGGCGUAGGUUUAUGGUCACUUGAAAUCGCUCAUGAUUACCCAAAUUGCCAAGUUAUUGGAAUUGAUGUGGUACCUCCUUCAGAGAAGGAAGGCUGGAACCUUGCUACCGUCAGCUCAUUCAAUACUUCUUCUUCUUUGUCUGCUGGCCAGCUAAAGAAAGAGACCAAUAUCAAAUUUCAGUAUGGUGACAUCUUGCAAACAUUGAUGUUUCCCGACAAUUAUUUUGAUAUGGUGUAUCAGCGAGAUGUAGCUACUGUUUUACCCUUCAAAUUGUGGCCAAAUUUGAUUUCUGAAUUCUUUAGAGUAACAAAGUCGGGUGGGAAACUUCAAUUAGUUGAAUAUGACCUUCUGUUCAAAAAUCCUGGCCCUGUUUUAUCCCAAGUCAAUGAAUGGUAUCGUUUAGCAGCAGCUACAAUCGGUGUCAAUCCUGAUUAUACCCAUUACAUUACUGAAUACAUGGAAGAUGCUGGAUUUGUCGAUGUGCAGGUGCAAGUGUAUGAUAUACCCAUUGGCGAGUGGCCUGAAACAGAAUUGGAAAAGCAGCAUGGCUAUCUUUACAAGGAACAGAUGAGAGCUUUGUUCAAAUCAAUGAAACGCUGGUGGUGCUCUGAAAUCAAAGUAUCUCAGCAAGAGUAUGAUCAAGUAUGUACGGAGGCAAUGGAGGAAUUCGAAGAGUAUCAAAGCUCUGCACGCUGGAAGAUCUUUACAGCCAGAAAACCCUAA
Messenger RNA from Mucor velutinosus, 1479 nucleotides. RefSeq lists its product as uncharacterized. The record is from RefSeq and is a predicted model, not a curated record. The coding region runs from base 1 to 1479 and encodes 492 amino acids. Lineage: Eukaryota; Fungi; Mucoromycota; Mucoromycetes; Mucorales; Mucoraceae. Gene Ontology annotation, molecular function: methyltransferase activity. The transcript has 6 exons.